AUGGACUUGAUGAACUAUGUAUUCAGACCUUUUUUAGAUCUGUUUGUGAUUGUAUUUAUAGAUGAUAUUUUGGUUUACUCACCAUCAGAGGCUGAGCAUGCAGAUUAUUUAUGUGCGGUGCUUAGAGUUCUUCGGGAUAGAGAGUUAUAUGCGAAGUUUUCUAAGUGUGAGUUCUUCUUGAACUCUGUGGCUUUCCUUGGUCAUAUUAUUUCAGACGAAGGGAUUAAAGUUGAUACUCAGAAGAUUGAAGCUGUAAAGACUUGGCCAAGACCCACGACACCGACAGAGAUACGUAGUUUCCUGGGUUUGGGAGGUUACAACAGGAGGGUCGUAGAGGCAUUUUCUUCUCUUUUAGCCCCACUGACAAAUCUGACUCAGAAAUCAGCUAAGUUUCAGUGGACGGACACUUGUGAGCGGAGCUUUCAGACAUUGAAGGAUAGAUUGACUUCAGCGCCUAUUCUGACUCUUCCAGAGGGAACAGUGAUAUGUGAUAUAUUGUGA
Molecule: messenger RNA, 501 nt
Organism: Lycium ferocissimum
Lineage: Eukaryota; Viridiplantae; Streptophyta; Magnoliopsida; Solanales; Solanaceae
Exons: 1
Coding region: 1-501 (166 amino acids)
Source: RefSeq, a predicted model, not a curated record